CCAGCCCUGGGUCUGGAUGUGCACGUCCUGGGGACAGCCAGCAGGCAGGCCUCCCCCCUCUGCCCGUGCCGCCUGCCCAGCCAGCAGGAAGGGGUUAACAACCCUGCGCUUCCUCCUGUGUCCUGUUACUGCUGAGGCAGACCUGCCCGGCCAGCUGGGCAACUUUCCUCCGAGUGCUGCCUGCCUGCCUGCCGGCUGGGCAGCUAAAAGACCAACGGGCAAGAGGCAGGGCUGCAGCCCCUCCUGGGGACCCUGCCUCCACUCUUCCAAGGGGUCUGCGCCUCCUGGGAGAGGGUGGGCAUCUCCAGGACCGGGGUCCGUGGUGGAUGGCUCUGGGGACGCUCCCGAGGCUGUGCUGUCCCCCUGCCGCGCAGGUCGGAAGGUCACUGCAGAGGCUGCUCGUGGUCCCGGGGCUGGGGCCAAGGGAGCCUGCACCGGAGACCCAUGUGGAACCCAAGGACACAGCCGCCCCGCUGAGAGCUCGGCGGCCCAUCCCUGGAGACCGUGACCUCGAGACGGUGGCCCUCGGCCCUCCACCUCCGGCUGGGGCGGGGGCCGCCCAUCUCCAAGUCCCCAGCCAUGACGACCUCAGCGCUGCGGCGCCAGGUGAAGAACAUCGUGCACAACUACUCGGAGGCCGAGAUCAAGGUGCGCGAGGCCACCAGCAAUGACCCGUGGGGCCCGCCCAGCACGCUCAUGUCGGAGAUUGCCGACCUGACCUUCAACACGGUGGCCUUCGCCGAGGUCAUGGGCAUGCUGUGGCGGCGGCUCAACGACAGCGGCAAGAACUGGCGGCACGUGUACAAGGCGCUAACGCUGCUGGACUACCUGCUCAAGACGGGCUCCGAGAGGGUGGCCCACCAGUGCCGCGAGAACCUCUACACCAUCCAGACGCUCAAGGACUUCCAGUACGUCGACCGCGACGGCAAGGACCAGGGCGUCAACGUGCGCGAGAAGGUCAAGCAGGUGAUGGCCUUGCUCAGGGACGAGGAGCGCCUCCGGCAGGAGCGGACCCACGCCCUCAAGACCAAGGAGCGCAUGGCGCUGGAGGGCAUGGGCAUUGGCAGCGGGCAGCUGGGCCUGGGCCGCCGCCACGGAUCCCCGUCCUCCUACAACUCCUCCUCCUCAUCCCCCCGCUACACGUCCGACUUGGAGCAGGCCCGGCCCCAGACGUCAGGAGAAGAGGAGUUGCACCUGCAGCUGGCCCUGGCCAUGAGCCGCGAGGAGGCUGAGAAGCCCGUCCCCCCAGCCUCCCACAGGGAUGAGGACCUGCAGCUGCAGCUGGCUCUGCGCCUGAGCCGGCAGGAGCACGAGAAGGAGGUGAGGUCCUGGCGGGGAGAGGACUCCCCUGUGGCCAAUGGUGCCGGGGCUGCAGUUCGCCGUUGGCAAGACAAAGAGCCAGAGAGAGAAGAGGGAAAGGAGGAGAAGCUGAAGACCAGCCAGUCUUCCAUUCUGGACUUGGCAGACAUCUUCGUACCUGCCCCGGCCCCGCCCUCCACACGCUGCUCUGCUGACCCAUGGGACAUCCCAGGUCUCAGGCCGAACACAGAGCCCAGUGGCUCCUCCUGGGGGCCUUCCGCAGACCCCUGGUCUCCUGUCCCCUCGGGAAGUGCCCUGUCCAGAAGCCAGCCCUGGGACUUGCCCCCUAUGCUCUCCUCCUCAGAGCCCUGGGGCCGGACCCCAGUGCUGCCUGCCAGACCCCCAUCCGCAGACCUCUGGGCACAGAACUCCCCCCAUCACCAACUCCCCGACCCUGGGGCUGACCCUUGGGGAGCCUCGGUGGAGACCUCCAAUGCACCUGCUCUAGGUGGUACCUCACCUUUUGACCCAUUUGCCAACCCUCCAGUAUCCACAGAGACCGAGGAGGGGCCGGAGUGUGCCCAGGCCCUGCCUUCGGGAAAGCCCGGCAGUCCUGUGGAGCUGGACCUGUUUGGAGACCCCAUUCCCAGUUCCAAGCAAAAUGGCACCAAGGAGCCAGAAUCCUUUGACCUGGGUGUACUGGAGGAAGCGCUAACCCAGCCCAGUAAGGAGGCCCGAGCAUGCCGGACUCCUGAGUCUUUCCUGGGCCCUUCGGCCUCCUCCUUGGUCAACCUUGAUUCAUUAGUCAAGGUGCCCCAGGCUGCAAAGACGCGAAACCCUUUUCUGACAGGUCUCAGCGCUCCAUCCCCCACCAACCCGUUCGGUGGGAGCGAACAGGCCAGGCCGACCCUGAACCAGAUGCGCACCGGGUCGCCCGCGCUAGGCUUGGCGGCCGGCGGGCCGGUCGGGGCGCCCUUGGGCUCCAUGACCUACAGCGCCUCCCUGCCUCUCCCGCUCAGCAGCGUGCCAGCCGGCGUGACCCUCCCCGCCUCGGUCAGCGUCUUCCCGCAGGCCGGCGCCUUCACGCCGCCGCCCGCGAGCCUGCCACAGCCCCUGUUGCCCACGUCGGGCUCCGCGGGGCCGCUCCAGCCGCCCCCGCAUCCCGGCACCAACCCCUUCCUCUGAGCGCGGCCCCGCCCUGCCCCGGCUGGCCGGCGCAUGCGCGAGGCCCCGUCCCCGGCGUGGGGCGGGGCUGUCACCCCAGGACCCGCCCCCGGGAAGGUCGGAAGGGCUGAC
This is a messenger RNA of Neofelis nebulosa (Clouded leopard), 2595 nucleotides long. It is a transcript of the gene EPN3, whose product is annotated as epsin 3. The transcript is spliced from 10 exons. The coding region runs from base 580 to 2484 and encodes 634 amino acids. Gene Ontology annotation, molecular function: clathrin binding; phospholipid binding. Gene Ontology annotation, cellular component: plasma membrane; clathrin vesicle coat; endosome. Lineage: Eukaryota; Metazoa; Chordata; Mammalia; Carnivora; Felidae. The record is from RefSeq and is a predicted model, not a curated record. Gene Ontology annotation, biological process: endocytosis.